UUAUCUCUUGUGAUUUCUUUAGUAUUUGUAGUGUUUGGUGGUAUAAUACGCCUCAAGGAAUUAUUUAAUGGUCAUUCUAUCGACUCUUUGACGAAAUCAAUUAUAUUUUGUACCUUUUUACCCGUGUUUACGACGCCAUAGUCUAAGAUCACCUACUUGAUAAAAUUGAUUAUUGAGCUGUAUAUUCGACCUAAAAAUGGCUGAACAGCCCGAAAGAUAUGUAAACGUAGUGCCGAGCGCCCGUCUAAAAGCCAAACCAAAGAAAGAAAUUAAUCAAGACGAUGAGGACUCCGUCCAUUGCCGUCUAUGUUGGAAGGGGUUUGCCAGUGAGGUGGCUCUCAGGAACCACGCCAGGAUGGAGCAUAUAGAUGCCUAUGCCAGCGGUGAUCCGUCUGUGUGGACACAGAUUAAUGUCAAACAUCAGGAAAAGAGUACAGAAGACAAUAUAAUAAGGAUUAAAACCGAGAAAAUGCUCUCCGAGAUGGAACCAACGAGCGUCAUGGCAUUAGCUUCGAAAGAUGUCAGUUACAUCAUCAUAAAGGCUGAAGACGGGUCGGACGUGAAGAGGAGACGAGUGGACAGAGUGUUGCGGAAGGAGAGAGAGGAGAAACAAGAGAAACAGUUGCCAAAGAAGGAGAAAGAGUCAGAGCCUAUAACCGGUCCAUUCGAGUGCCUCCAGCCGUCCACGCUAGUGGCGGACGGCACAUGCCACCAGAUCUUCUUCUCGUGCUGCGAGUACUCGCUGCACUACCGCGACGAGCACACGCGGCGCCGCAAGGGGCUCCGCUGCCAGGUCUGCGAGAAGCCGCUCGCCUGCUCCGGGGGCGACGCGCCCGCGCCCUACGCCUGUGAGGUCUGCGGGCUCGGCUACAUGACCAACAAGGACCUGUCUGAACACACCGCCAUCGCGCACGUCAAGCUGAAGCCCUUCGAGUGCAGCGUGUGUCACAAGCGGUUCACCCAGCACGGCGGAGUCCUGCAACACAUGCGAAUGCACACGGGGGACAGACCCUUCCCCUGCACCUUCUGCCCGAAAGCCUUCACUCAGAAGUCAGGCCUCGACCAGCACCUCCGCAUUCACACGAAGGUCAAACCAUACCGCUGCGUCGUAUGCAACAAGACAUUCUGCCAGUCAGUUCACCUCAAACAGCACAUGCGGACACACACCAACGUGGCGCCCUUCCAAUGUGGGAUAUGUGACAAGAGAUUCAAGCAGAGCAGUCAUCUGAACUAUCACCUGAAGAACCACAACCCAGCGGUGAUGACGGAGCAGCAGCGGGCAAAGUACGCGGAGCUGGUGGGCAUGAUGAGCGGCCAGGGCCUGGGAGGGGGGGCUGUGCAGGUGGACAGCGAGGUGGACUGCCAGUGGAGCCAGGCCGCGGAGAGCGAGGGCUAGGGCAGUGUCUGCAGGUGGUACUGCCUGGUGGCAGUAAUGGAACUUAGUCAUUGUAACAGUUGUUACAAGUACUUGGUGUAUUUAUUUACGUGAAAUGAAAUUUUAAUGUGCAAUGAUUGAUAGACACACAAAAACCUCUUCACAAUGUGCUCUUGUCUAAUCCUCUCUUAAAGUUAAGUUUUAUUAAUAAAAGAGAACAUAAAAUUCUAUUGAAAGGUAUUGCCCUCGCUCAGAAAGACAAUUUAUUGUUAUUAUUAUAAUAAGUUUAUUUACCUUAGCAUUGGUAUUAAUAUGAAUUUCAGUGCAAUUCUAACAGUAUUUAAGAAUAGGGUGUUCAACUAAAGAAGUAUUAAGUCCGUCAGACAGAUUUCCAAAAACAUAUUAGAUACGUAUUAUCUCUUUUAGCUCGUAAACAAAAAAUGAAAUAAGUGAAAUAAAAUCUCGUUUCGACGUUACUAGCUCCCGCUACAACACAUUUCAUAAUCUGAAGUACUUUUGUACUUUUAAAUGAAGUAAUAAAAUAAUAAAUACGUAUUGAAUAUUAUUGUGAAACCUGUCUGAUUGACCUACUUAGAUUGUUUUAGUCAAAUAUGAAAUACCCUAUUCUAAAACUAUACACAUUUGUAUAAAAAGCAAUAAUUUGCAAUAACUAUUAUCGUAUUAAUUUAUUAUUUAAAUUGUAAAUAUUUUUAAGGUCAAUGUAUUAAUACUUCUUGGUAUACAAGACAUUAUUAUAAUUUCAAUGAUUGUCUAUAACUCUUACAACUCCGAGCGUCAGUGAAUAUUUACUUGGCAGGCAUUUUCAAGGUAUAUAUUUAUGUAAAUAUUUUAUCCCCACGGGGUCCGAUUGUAAAUGCAAAAGUAUUUAAUUGUGUUUGUAUAUGUGUAUGUUUGUAACCUCUUCACGGCUAAACGGCUGGACCAAUUACGAUGUAACUUGUUUUGGAGGUACAUCAAAUGACUUCCGCUUUGGGUUGAGCGUAAGGGUGUUUCAGACUUUUAGUGACUAAAACACACCCAUGUUCUUUACUGAGCCUUUUUUGUGCUGGUUACCCCUUCGCAUAAACCCGGUAGAGGGUGAAAAUAAAUCGGAAGAAUUUUGCAUUUCUACUUUAAAAAGUGGUGUUAUAAAAAAAUCAAUAGAUUUAAAAAAUACCCACGUUUCUAAGUGCCACUCCAUUAAAAUUUUAUCGAA
Molecule: messenger RNA, 2591 nt
Organism: Trichoplusia ni (cabbage looper)
Lineage: Eukaryota; Metazoa; Arthropoda; Insecta; Lepidoptera; Noctuidae
Product: zinc finger protein 184-like
Exons: 6
Coding region: 197-1396 (399 amino acids)
Cellular component (GO): nucleus
Source: RefSeq, a predicted model, not a curated record